GAGCAUGUCCUUCUAAGUCAGUGGUUAUCAUCCGUUAUGUAAUUAGCGGUCAGUUGAGAACCAAGCAUUGAACAUAUCGAAUAUGGAACGUUUGGCAUUCCGCGGCAAAGUUCGCUCGCUACUUUGAUAUUCAUCUUCGGCGACAACAACGGCAGGCAAAAUGUCUAAGGCUCAUAGUCCGACUCGAUUCAAUGGCGAGGCGGACAGCUUCUACGACUCGAACUUCACCCUGGAUAUCAACAAACGAAUGAGGGUACCCAAGAGCAUAAGAGUCAGCGGUGAUUACACCGACGAGAAUGUUGCUGGCACAAAUGGAUCCAGCUGGAAUCAGAUGCUGGCGAACGAGAAAUUCGAGAUGCAUGUACCAGACAGGAUCCUCGUUGCUGGGCAGGAUCAGCACGUAGGCACAAAGGCACCACCUAGAGAAAUUAUUUUGGAAAAUUCAGUUAUGCCGCCAGAGCCAGGCAUGAUCAGAGUUCAGACUCCGCCCCGCGUUUUGACAUUGGACGAUCACUUUUUCCCUGCCGUCGACGAAGAGGAUCCAAAUGAAUUUACAAACGAGAAUACAGAGACGCCAUCUACCGUCUCUAGGUCUCGAGGCCGAUACAAUAACGACAAUCAAAUUGUCAGGCAAGUUAGGGAACAAACGCCGUCAUACAAUUCAUUGGAUGUCUCGUUACCGCCGUCGGAAGAAAUACAGCACCUCCGGCGUCAGGUCGGAAAGUUGACUCGACGCAUUUUAGCAGUUGAAGUUGAAUCGCAACAACGUCAACAACGGGACAAAAUACUAUACGCCGUUGCGUUGUCGUACUUCUUCCUAAAAACAUUUUUCUGGCUGAGUAGGAACUAAGUUUUACGUUAUGUAUGAUAAGGAAAAUUAAUCUUAUUACAUGAAAUACCAGUCUAAGGUCUACUAGAGUCUUUUAUGUGUUUAUGAUUUUGGAUGCAAAGAUACAGACCAAAGAUCUGACGUGGUAUGACAGAGAAUGAACUAAAAAAACUACAAUCUCUCAGCUUUUUGGAAGUGAGCAGAAAA
Molecule: messenger RNA, 1036 nt
Organism: Diprion similis
Lineage: Eukaryota; Metazoa; Arthropoda; Insecta; Hymenoptera; Diprionidae
Gene: Tango11
Product: transport and Golgi organization protein 11
Exons: 5
Coding region: 161-850 (229 amino acids)
Source: RefSeq, a predicted model, not a curated record